AUGGAGAGGCGGAGCAUCGGACCUGUGUCUCUGGCAGGGAAGCCGCUCCUCGUGGGCUCACGCCACCAGCCGCACAUCGCCAACGAUGCGGCCCUGAAGGGCUUCACGAAUAUCGUGGACCGGGACCACUUCUGCAUUGCUUCGGAGGGUGGCGUCUUCUGGCUCCUAUGCCUCACGAGCAAGGGCCUCUGGCGCGUCCGGGAGGGAGUGGAGCCCCAACGCCUGAUUCUCGACGACCUCGCCUCCUUGCAACACGGCGACGUCGUCGUGCCGAGGCUGGGAUCCGAACUCAGCGUGGAACAGUGCUGCCGCACCCUCUCCUGGCGCUUCACAGUGCUCCUGGAGCCCAGCUAA
Symbiodinium necroappetens is the source of this 354-nucleotide messenger RNA. The record is from the annotation of a GenBank genome assembly. Lineage: Eukaryota; Dinophyceae; Suessiales; Symbiodiniaceae.